AUGAAGGUGGCGUGGAUCAUACAUCUAAUCAAGAUAAACAUCGUACAAGUGGUGUUGAAUAGCUCGAGGAACCCCUCGAUCAGUCUACAAUAUCUAGAUUCGCCCAUUUUCGCGAGCCGAUGCUCGCCUGCUGAGCCGGUUAAUGGCAGCGGUGCCUUUGCCGAACAGUACUACAACAAUUACUGGAGCAACAAUUUCACUGACAUACCUGAUGGACUUGAGGAUAUCGUUGUUGAGGUUGGCCAUGCUGACGCGCUUGAUGUCCCGGUAUAG
Lodderomyces beijingensis is the source of this 273-nucleotide messenger RNA. Lineage: Eukaryota; Fungi; Ascomycota; Pichiomycetes; Serinales; Debaryomycetaceae. The record is from the annotation of a GenBank genome assembly.